Messenger RNA from Cryphonectria parasitica EP155, 672 nucleotides. RefSeq lists its product as uncharacterized. Bases 1 to 672 code for a protein of 223 amino acids. The transcript has 2 exons. The record is from RefSeq and is a predicted model, not a curated record. NCBI's taxonomy places the organism in Eukaryota, Fungi, Ascomycota, Sordariomycetes, Diaporthales, Cryphonectriaceae.
AUGCAGCGAGGUCGUGGGAGUAGAGAGGAGGGAGGAGGAGGGAGAAGGAAGAGAUCGAGGCAUCACAAAGCCGGUCAGGUUGUCCAAAGCCACUCCGCGGUGAGGUUGUCAUUGGCGCAUCUAGGCCGCGGAUACACAGAUGUGCCGCUCCUAUCACGGCGGCGUGCGGCUUUAUACAGCUGGACCAGUGGCAUAGACUCGGAAUAUGCCGUUGAAGGGUCCCGGACGCGGACGAUAUGCUUGGAUGGCGGCGCGUGUGACGGGUUGCAGCUCGGCACCUGCAGAUCAUUCACUGCAGGUGGCGCGCUCAGGUGGGUGACGAUCCUUUUGAGCCAUGAUACCCUGCGCUGCAGUGGCACGCUGCCAACGUUGAUGUUCAGCACGCCAAAGUCUCGAUGCUGGUUCAGGUGGCCCGAUAAGAAAUCCUGGGCGGUGGCUGGUGGCGCCCAGCAAAAGCCUGCUCGAGGGCAACGGAACCUAGCCGACAUCAAGCAACGGCCGCAACAACACUCUACUCUGCUCAGGUUCUACCCUGCCCUCGAUCUCCUCAUCCUUGGGCCAGGAGCUUCGUCCACGAGCGAGACCCAGCUAAAGCUGAGAGGUGCACUGCCAGCUGUCCCACGGCAUACUUUUGGUCUAAGAGUAUUCAAUGAUGGCCAGGCCAGGCAAUAA